Psilocybe cubensis is the source of this 639-nucleotide messenger RNA. Its product is annotated as PITH domain-containing protein. Gene Ontology annotation, cellular component: nucleus. The transcript has 6 exons. NCBI's taxonomy places the organism in Eukaryota, Fungi, Basidiomycota, Agaricomycetes, Agaricales, Agrocybaceae. Bases 1 to 639 code for a protein of 212 amino acids. The record is from RefSeq and is a predicted model, not a curated record.
AUGUCCCACCAACACCACGACGGCUGCGGCCACGAAAGCCAUGACCACGAUCACGAUCAUGACCACGACCAAUCUAACCUUGGAUAUCAAGACAAUCUCUUCAUCCACAUCGACCGCCAAAACGUCGUAGCUCUCAAUGCAGUCGGAAAUGCUCCAAACAUAAUAAAACCGUGGCAUGCCCGUCUCGACGAAGCCCAGUUUCUUGAAUCGGAUGCAGAUGAUCAACUAAUCAUACGCAUUCCUUUCACUGGAUCAGUAAGACUGAAGGCUAUGCUACUCAAAGCUGGCCCCGAAGGGCAAACGCCUGCAAAGAUUGCCCUAUUCGCUAAUCAAGAGUCCCUCGACUUUGACGAUAUCCCUGACAAGACUCCUACACAGGAGUUUGACAUCCCUCGCAACCGAGAAGUUGGCGAGUACUCUCUAAAAACAGCCAAGUUCUCCAAUGUUUCACACAUCACAGUCUUCGUCCCUGCCUCACAAGGUGCUGAUACAUCGCGAAUAUAUUACCUAGGAUUCCUUGGGACAUGGACUCAGCACAAAUCCCAACCUAUAAUUACAGUAUAUGAAGCACAAGCGAACAUCGCCGAUCAUGAAAAAAUACAGGGUAUGGACGGAACAUGGACCGCGCCCGGCCAUUAA